This is a messenger RNA of Plasmodium gonderi, 8673 nucleotides long. Its product is annotated as DNA polymerase epsilon, catalytic subunit a. The record is from RefSeq and is a predicted model, not a curated record. Gene Ontology annotation, molecular function: DNA-directed DNA polymerase activity; zinc ion binding; nucleotide binding. The transcript has 4 exons. The coding region runs from base 1 to 8673 and encodes 2890 amino acids. NCBI's taxonomy places the organism in Eukaryota, Apicomplexa, Aconoidasida, Haemosporida, Plasmodiidae. Gene Ontology annotation, biological process: nucleotide-excision repair, DNA gap filling; DNA replication proofreading; base-excision repair, gap-filling. Gene Ontology annotation, cellular component: epsilon DNA polymerase complex; nucleus.
AUGACGACACAAGCUAGGACUAAGGGAUGGGAAAAAGACUCCAAAAUAAAUGCAGACUACGAAUAUGAGAGAUUGAUCAAACUAGAAAAUAAAUUUAACAUAAAACCAUGGCUAAGUAAGGGGAAAAAGGAGGGAUAUCUAUACAACAUUGUACCUACAACGUUGAAUGUGGUUGUGAAUAGCUCUAACAAAUUCCAGAAAAAAACAGGCGUUCAUAUGUAUUUUGUAUCCGAUAAUAACAAAACGUGGAGAUUAACCCUAUUUUAUAGACCUUACUUUUAUAUGAAAACGAAGAACAUACACAACUAUGAAGCAGUUGCGAAGUAUUUAAAAAAGGAAUUAGACAAAAAUAAUGUCGAAAUUGAUUAUGUAAAAAAGGAGGAUCUAAGUUUGUAUGACCAUUUGAACAAGAAAAGAAGUUAUCUAAGUAACAUAUUUUUUAAAUUAUCAUUUGAUACAAUAGAAAAUUUAAUGAACGCUAGAGACUUUUUGUCGAAAAUAAUAGAAAAAAAUAAAAAGAAUAAAAAACAUAAUAAUUCUUCAAAUAAUGACAAGCACAUAUUUAAUGAAUGCGAAUAUGAAUUAUCACAAAGUAAAUUAGAAUUUUCAUACAAGCAUGAUUUUUCAUAUACCAAAUAUGAUGAGCAGGAAGAUAGUGGGUGGGCCAAGAAAAGCCAUGAUGCUGUCUCUUCUUCACCUUCUGGACAUAGGGUAGACAAAGAGAAACAAAAUGACCAAAAAAAAGGAAAUAUUGUUACUAAUAGUGCAGAUAAAGAAAGGGAUAGUAAAAAGAAUGAUGCUCAUGCAACGAUGAGCAAUCAAAAGUUAAACAUGAACGAAAUUGUCGUAAAUACAAAGAGGCAAAUUUUAAGUAAGGAAGAAAUAAUGGAUGAAAUAGUAGAAAUAUACGAAUACGAUGUAAAAUAUAUAACACGAAUAUGUAUUGAUAAAAAUAUCAGAUGUGGUGUGUGGUAUAAAGUAACUAGAGAUGAAGAAGAAUUGUACACCGAAUCAAUUCAUUUCGAAAUAUUAAAUAAGAAAGUUCUGGCACCUCUAAAUGUGUUGGCGUGGGAUAUUGAAUGUUACAAAGAUGAACUAAAAUUUCCAGAUAAAGAAAAGGAUGAAAUAAUUUUAAUAUCAUAUAUGUAUAAUGCACAAGGGUAUUUAAUUGUUAAUAGAAAUGUGAUGAGUAAAAACAUUACAGAAUUUUUAUACAAGCCAAAUGAAGAAUAUUCAGGAGCUGGUACAUUUAAAAUUUUUAAUGAACAAAACGAAUAUUUUUUAUUAAAAAGAUUUUUAGAACAUAUAAAAAUUUUGAAAAUACACAUAUUCGUGACAUAUAAUGGGGACUUCUUUGAUAUUCCUUAUCUAUGCAGAAGAUGCGAAAUUAACAAUUUAAGUGUUCCAAAAGAAAUUGGAUUUAUUAUGAAUAAUAAUAAACAAGAAUGUUCGUGUAACUUUAUAUUAAAUAUAGAUGCAUACAAAUGGGUUGAACGAGAUUCUUAUUUACCAAAUGGAUCCAGAACAUUAAAAAGUGUGUGCAAAAUUAAAUUAAAAUAUAAUCCAACAGAAGUAGACCCAGAACAGAUGGUUCCUAUUGCAAGAAAAAAUCCACAACAUUUAGCUGUGUAUAGUGUAUCGGAUGCUGUUGCUACAUUUUACCUGUAUGAUAAAUUUAUUCAUAAUUUUCUAUUCGCCUUAUGUUCAAUUAUUCCUAUGAAUCCAGAUAAUGUACUAAGACAAGGUAGUGGUACAUUAUGUGAGCAAUUGCUAAUGGCAGAAGCGUAUAAAAAAAAUAUUUUAUUUCCAAAUAAAUCGAAACCGGUUUAUAAUCAAUACUUUACCGAUUUCGAAAAUAAAAAAAAAUAUUUUAUUUAUGAUGAUUCCUUUGUUGGAGGAACUGUACAAAGUCUAAAAUGUGGAAUUUACAGAGAUGAUCUUAAAGAAUACUUUAAUCUAGAUGUAGAUGCAUAUAAACAUAUGCUGAACAAUAUUGAUAGUAUUAUCGAUUUCUGGAUUCAUAAAGAUUUGAAUAAAAACAACAGUGUGAAUGAUAAUAAAUAUAUCAACAAAAAUCAAAUAAUUAAUUUGAAAAAAAUUAAAAGUGAUAUUAUUAACAAACUAAACUUUUUCAUCCAAAAUCCAAAAAUUAACACAUGUCCCAAUAUCUACCACUUAGAUGUUGCUGCUAUGUAUCCAAAUAUUAUCUUAUCUCAUCGUUUACAGCCGAAUGCAAUAAUAACACCAGAUCAUUGUUUCAACUGUUCGUUUUAUAAACAACGCCAUUUGUGCCAGAAGCAGAUGGUAUGGAAAAGGAAACUCGAAAUAUCCCCCAUUGAUUAUGGUCAUGUCUUAUCUCUUAAACAAGACCUCAAAACGAGACUUUUCUAUCCUCAAAAAAGUUACUUCAAGACGAACAAUAAUGAGGAUUCUGAUAAAAGUACGAACGAUAAUUUACUAGAUGUUCCCAUCAGCAAAAAGAAAUCAUGGAACGAACUGACCGAAAAGCAACAACACGAAGAAUUAAUGAAAGUUAUAAAGGAUUGCUCACAGAAGGUAUUCAAAAAAACAAAAGUAGCAAAGGAAGUGGAUGCCGCGAGUUUGGUGUGCCAAAGGGAAAAUCCUUUUUAUGUAGACACUGUAAGAACAUUUCGUGACAGAAGAUAUGUAUACAAAAAAGCAUUGAAAGAAUGCGAACAUGAAAAAAAAGAGUUGUUGAAAGCGAAAAAAAUUGAUUAUAUAAAGAUUCAAGAGUUAGAUGAUAAAAUAUUGCUAAACGAUUCUUUACAGUUAGCACAUAAAUGUAUAUUGAAUAGUUUCUAUGGAUAUGUAAAAAGAAAAAGUAGUCGGUGGUAUUCCGAUCAAAUGGGAGCUAUUGUUACUUAUACAGGGUCCCAAAUAAUAAACGGAGCUUUUAAUUUAAUUAACAAAAUUGGAAUACCAAUGGAAUUAGACACAGAUGGAAUAUGGUGUAUGCUGCCAAAACAAUUCCCAGAGAUAUAUGAGGUACUGAUACUAGAAAAAAAUGAAUUAAACAGAUUAAAAGAGUAUGAAAACAAAUCAGAAGAAGAAUUAAAAAAUGAUUCCAAUGUAAGAAAGGUAGAAUUUGAAUUUCCUACAAAUAUUUUAAACUUCCAAGUGCAUAAAAAGUGGACAAACGAUCAAUAUCUAGUAUAUAAUGAAAAUACAGAUGAUUAUGAAUGCAUUAGCAAGAAUGAAAUUUUUUUUGAAUUAGAUGGUCCUUGGCAUGGCAUGUUUUUACCGGCAUCUGAAAAGUCAGAUGAUUUAUUAAAAAAAAGAUAUGUUGUCUUUAAUGAUAAAUAUAAAAUUAGUGAAUUAAAAGGAUUUGAAAUUAAGAGAAGAGGAGAAUUAAGAAUCAUUCAAAAAUUCCAAAGCGAAAUUUUUAAUCAUUUUCUAAAAGGAAAAACCAAAGAAGAAUCGUAUUAUUAUGCAUCUUUAACUGCAAACAAGUGGAAAAAUCUAAUAGACACCAAAGCAGUAGAUAUAGAUAAUGAUGAUGAAUUAUUUGAUUUAAUUUUAUCAAAGAAAGUGUUAAAUAAAUCAGUAAAGGAACAACCCAAUGCUAAAAGUUUUGGUAUUACAACUGCUAAACGGUUAAGUGAAUUAUUGAGCAAUUCAAGUUACGUCGAAGAUAACAAUGUAUCUACUCAGUUUAUUGUUGCAUCUAAACCUAUAGGCUCAGAUAUUACAUUUAGAGCUAUACCAAUUCAAAUAUUUAAAACUAAUGUAGAAACACAAAUCCAUUAUUUGGGAAAAUGGUUAGGUGUUAAGCUUCCCCCAAAUGUUCCUGUAAAUGUCCGAGAUAUUAUUGACUGGGAUUAUUAUAAACAAAAAUUAGAAGUGCAAAUUCUAAAACUAGUUAUCAUUCCAGCAAUUAAGCAAAAUAUUAACAACCCAAUCACAUCUAUUUCUGUCCCCGAGUGGUUGAAGAAGCAGAUUAAUAUUUCAGAGGGAAAACAAAAAAAAAUUACUGCCUUCUUUGUUAAAAAAAAUCUAAAAAAGGAAUGCGUCUCUAAUGAAAAUGAUUCAAGCAUUACUCCUACAAAGGAAAUACUCAAUACAGAUCUGCACCCCAAGGCAGAAACAGCAACCGAAGAAGAAGAUAUAACAUGGAAAAAAGAUGAUCCAAGUAAGCGUUCUUUGGAAAAAAAAAGUCCCUUCCAGGUGAAGGAGGAUGAGACAUGUACUGCACCAAGUUCCUUAUCUAACGCGACCAACCCGAAGAAGCGUUCCAUAGAACAAGUGUUGCUGGAAAACCUUAUUUCUAAGAGGAAAAAACUGGGACAACUAAACAAAAGCAACCUGGAUCACAGUAACUCAGGUUCCAUGGUUUACAAAAAGGUGAAUUCGCUAGAUGCGUACCUAGAGAAGAACAACAACAUUAUUAUUAUCAACCAUGAAAAGAUCAAUAUCAACAAUUUGAAGUACACAGAGCUCUUAGAAAUGUUUGAAACGGAUUUUAAAAAAUGGAUACAAAUUAACAACGCUAUAUGGAAAAAUAAUCGAAGUCAAAUUAAAAAAAUAAGAAAUGAAGGCAAGUUUAAGAGGAAGAAAUAUUCAUUGCAGGACGAAAGAAACGAAAAGGAAAAGAAAAAUAACGGUGCUACUUCCGGUGCGAAUGUAGGUGCUCACUUUGGUGCUUAUAUUGGUGAUGAUGAUGAAAAGACUAAUUCCCAAAAAAUGUCCAACUUGGAACCCAAAUAUUUACACGUAAUUCAGAAUGAUAUGGAUAUUGUUUAUCUAUACAAAAAAGUUAAGAAGAAAAAAACAACAUCCCAUUUUAAAAAGGGAAAAAAUAUUGGUACUAAUGCGUCCUUUACUUCGGGGGGUAUGAACUCCUAUUCCCCUAUGAAUAAUAAUUCAAAAAGUGAUAAGCAUACUUUGCUGAAACCGUACCUGAAGUACUUUAAACAUGAAACCGAUUCAGAUUCGUCUAACGAUGAAAAUGACAUUUUUAACGACACUAAUAAUGUACUUGACGAGAAUGAUGAUGAUGGUAUAUAUUAUGCAAUUGUAUCACUAAAAAAUAUGAACAAAUUUUACAAAAUAAAAAUACAAGUAUACAGACAUAUAUAUAUCAAUAAUUAUGAUCCCUUGGAUAUAAAAAGCAACAGCAAGAUUACCAUAAAUUUAGUUUCGUCAUCUGGGUUAUCAGGUUCAUCGAAUAAUGAAAAUUUCAUAUUUCACUCUAACGCAUUUGCUAAUUGUUUUUUACCCAGAAAUGUAAAAAUAUUCAAUUUGUAUGAAUUUAUUAUGUCAGAAAAGUAUUUCAACAGAUACGUAGUAAAUACAUUAAAUGCUAAUUAUCACGAAAGUAUUGUGUCUGUUUAUGAAACGAAGAUUCCCUUGUACUUUGAUUUUUUAAGUAGAUAUGGAAAUUCAGUUGAAAUCGACUCGACUAAUUAUAACUCCAUUUUUGAUGAAAAUAAAUGUUUCAAAUCACACUGCUUUUCUAAGGUCGAAAAGAACAAAAUUAAAAAUGUGUCUCAAGAUUACUUAGAUGAUAUACAUAUUAUACACAUUCACAUUUUCCAUACACUAAUAGAUACUGUGUGCAAUCGUAUUUUCAUCAGUGUGUAUGACCAAUUCGAGGAAAACUCUGAUGAUCUCUCGAUUGGAAAUAAAAUUAUGUUUAGUGGAAUUCCAAGUGACAAGAACUUUGAUCCGUACGAAACUUUUAUUAAAUUUUUACAACUACAAGAACACUAUGCUCAUUUCAAGGAUAACAUUACCUUCGAUACCAACGCGAAUGGUAUAUUCACGAAUAAUACAACUUCAGGAAACUUUUUUACAAAAAAUAAGGACAUCCAUAAUGACCAAUCUAAACUUUUCUAUACCGAUCAAAUUGAAGAAACAAAUAAAAAACAAAUAUUAGACCAUCUAUUUGAUAAAAAUUUUUUCAUAAAAAAUGUACAAAGAGAUUUAUUAUUUUUAUACCAUUACAGAAAAUUUGAUACUUAUUAUGAAAGCAAUUCGAAUGUGUACAAAGUGUUGGAAUAUCUAGAUUUAUAUCUAAAUAAAUAUCGUAAUAACAUGCUAUCUGGAAAAAAAAAAUAUAUUUUCUAUGUAUCAUCAACUAUUGAUAAGAAAAAAUUAGGUUGGUGGAGCACAGGUAAAUAUUUUCCUUGUUAUUUUAAGAAAUUUGAAAAUUCAGGUAAAUAUCAAAAUAUUAGCAGAGUUAGUUACAAACAGGAUGCAUUUAAUUUGUCAUUGCAACUUUUUUUUGAAAAUUAUCAUAAAGUAGAAGAAGAUUUAAAUUUUUCAAGAAUAUCAAAUAUCCCUUUAUUCAAUUUAUUAAAUGUUAACAAAAAAAAUCAAAAACAUAAAUUUAUUUAUGAUAUUCUAUAUGCAUCCUUUUUAAAAAAAUACAAAGGAAUUUUAUGGCUAUCUUAUUUUGGAAAUUACGAUUUGGGAAUUCCUUGUCUAAAUAUAAAUAAUUUUUGUGACUAUGAUUUAGUAAAAAAAAAUAGUGACAUAAUAAAUCAAGGAAUAUACAGAGGUUAUAUUGUCCACUUAUUUUUUAAUGAGUCUCUUAUUUUUAACAGCGUUAGACUUUUCACCAAAUAUGCAAAUGCUAACUCAUCUAAAGAGUAUUAUAACCCAACGAUAUCUGGAAAAAAUUCACAUAUGAAGAAAAAUUAUCACAAGAGGGUUCAAAAUGGUGAUAUGGUAAAAAAUCGCCAUCCUAUGAAGCAUACCAAAAACUCUGUAAGGAAAAAUGUAGAGGAAGAUUUGGACGCAGAUGACAUGUCCACAACAGACGAUAACAAUAGCAAAAUAGGGACAUAUGGGAAUCGUAAAGGAAGAGAAGGAAGUGUUUCAGAAAAUUUAGAUCGUGGUACAAAGAAAAAUGAUUUCUACGAUGACAAUGAGAUGCAGGAAAAUAAUGGUCUAUCAGAUUUUAGUGAAAAGAAGAAUUUAAUAAAAAAUAAAUAUGACAUAAAUUCCAUUGUGGAACAGAAUUCACAUGUCUCCCAAUUUAGCAACUUUGCAUUCAAAUUGUUAGGUCAGUCAUUAGAAUAUCUCAUAUCGAAAAUAUCUUCUCUUUCUAUGCUAAUAACAAAUAAAACAUUCGAAAGCAUAUCAGACAUUUUCACAUCCUUCUAUUUUUGGGUUUCGAGCAAUUCAAGUCUACUUUAUGAUGUAGCAUUAUAUAACAAAGUACUAGAAUGCUCAGAAAUUUAUCAAAAUAAUUUAAUAAAUAUUAUGAAGAAAAAAUUUAAUGCAAAUAUAAUUUUUGCAGACUUAAGAAAUUUGGUCAUAUCUUUUAACGAGUUUUCAGUUAUAUCUGGUAGAAAUAUUUUAAAAAACUUAAUAAAAUAUUUCUCUCACAGUGAUUCUAUAUAUGCAAAUGUACCAUUUUAUAUUAAACAAGAAUACAUAGCAGCUUGUCAAUUUGACAAAUAUAAUUUUAUAAGGUAUAAAGAAUAUUCCAAUCCAAACGAAGAAAACACUGAUGAAAAUUUAAAAAUUAUUGAGUAUUUACCCCCCAUCUGCGAAUCCUUUCUAAGAUAUGUCUUAGAUGUAAUAACGUUGAACCCGUUGCAAGAUAUAGUUGCGCUUUACGAAAAGUGGAAUCAUCAUAACAAUAAACAAUCCGAAGCAGAAAAUAAGCUGACACUAUCCAGUGAACCCGCAAAAAUGGAUGAGCAAAAUAAUAAUGAAGCCAGUAAACCUAACCAAACAAACAUGAAGGAUGAAAAAAACUACUUUAAUAUUAUUCUUAAAACAGAUAAAUUAACCGAUAAAAUAAACUUAGCACAAAGGGCUCAAUUGAAAUAUAUUUAUGAUAACUCCUUUGACGAUUUAGGAGAAGUAUGUGAAAGUUUUGCACUCAUUAAUGAAAAUGUAGAUGUACUGUCAUACAAAAUAGAAGAAAAAUUAAAAGAUUUGUGGUUUAUGCCAGGAAUUAUAUAUAAAAAAAUUAAAAAAUCGAUCAAAUAUAAAAAAUAUUUAGUAGAAAAUUAUUGGCCAUAUGAUGACGAUGAUGAUGAAAUAGAUGAAAAUAAUAUGAGCAUGGUACCAUUUUUAUUUCCAAAAACAUUAGGAAAUCUAGCUAAAAGAGAAAGUAACUGGAAAUUAGAAAUUGUCAAAUUCUGUAUAUUCCUAAUGGAAAAUGAUAAACUACUCAAUCUAGAAAAUGAAAAUUGUAAUGAAGCUUUUCAUGAAAAAAGACAUGAACUAUUUGAGAUUAUAGGAGAUUGUGAAUACAAUAGAAAAAAUUCCCACUGGAAAAGUCCAUGUCAGGAACUGAUUUUAAAAGAUAUUUUCUGUGAAAAUUGUUCAUCCGUGUAUCACAUGAACGUCGUUACAAGUUUGGUAGAAGCAGAGAUAAAUGGAAAAGCGUCUUUCAUUUGGUUAUGUAAAAAUUGCAAUUCGAAAUAUGAUAACGAGUUUAUUGAGUUGAAAAUUUUAUCUCUUCUUCAAGAGACGUUUGAUGCGUAUAAUGCUCAAGAUCUCGUGUGCAAGAACUGCAAUUCUAUAAAGUCAUUCUACAGAAGGGCAAUUUGCAAAUGUGGUCAAACAUUUAUGCCCCGCUUAGAUAUAGCUAACUGGACUAGAACUCUGGAAAUUAUGGAAAAUUUAGCUACUAUGCUGAAUAUGCCUAUAUUAUUAGAUGCUUUGAAGUCCAUGAAAACAUAUCUUGUAUAA